This is a messenger RNA of Komagataella phaffii GS115, 1080 nucleotides long. Its product is annotated as DNA N-glycosylase and apurinic/apyrimidinic (AP) lyase involved in base excision repair. Gene Ontology annotation, cellular component: nucleus. The transcript has a single exon. The coding region runs from base 1 to 1080 and encodes 359 amino acids. Gene Ontology annotation, biological process: base-excision repair, AP site formation; base-excision repair; nucleotide-excision repair. The record is from RefSeq and is a predicted model, not a curated record. NCBI's taxonomy places the organism in Eukaryota, Fungi, Ascomycota, Pichiomycetes, Pichiales, Pichiaceae. Gene Ontology annotation, molecular function: DNA binding; DNA-(apurinic or apyrimidinic site) endonuclease activity; oxidized pyrimidine nucleobase lesion DNA N-glycosylase activity.
AUGGUGAAGAGUGAAUUUUUCACUCAAAGGACUAGUAAGAGGCUCAAGCUAGCCUCCCAGAUGGCCCAGAGUUUUGGUUCGACCAUUUCUGAUGUUGCUUUGGAUGGAUCUAGAAGGAAACCGGCUCCAGCAGUGAUCCAAGUAAAGAAAGAAUCGGAACCUAUUAGUUUAGAGGUGAAAAGCCACGGAAACGAUACGAAAAGGGCACGUGUCAAGAGUGAAGAAGACACACAUGUAAAGCUGGAAGAGACUCCAAUACCGAAGAACUUUUUUCCCAUUUAUAAUGAAGUUAAGUUGAUCCGAUCUAAGAUUACCACUCCCGUUGAUUCGAUGGGAUGUGCCACAAUACCAAUACGAAUCGCUGAAGAAAAAUCCGGCCCCCUAUUUAGAUACCGCUUACUGGUAUCUCUUAUGCUCUCUUCGCAAACUAAAGAUGAAGUCAACUAUGAAGUCAUGAAGAGUAUGAACGACUAUUUCAAGAGUGUGGGGUACGAAAACGGAUUGUGUUUGCAGGCGAUUCUAGAUGUGGAGCCUACCAAGCUGGACGAAUUGAUACAUAAAAUAGGAUUCCAUAACAGGAAAACAGUUUACCUCAAGAGUGCUGCGGUGAUAGUCAAAGAGCAAUUCAACGGAGAUAUCCCAAAGAACAUAAAACAGAUCACUGCACUUCCAGGUGUAGGUCCCAAAAUGGGAUAUCUUUUGCUACAAGACGCCUGGGGAAUCAACGAUGGAAUAGGCGUAGACGUUCAUGUCGAUCGGUUAGCAAACAUGUGGAAAUGGGUGAAUACGAAGACUCCAGAGCAGACUAGACUUGCCUUGGAGAAGUGGGUACCCAGAGAGUUAUGGCAGGAGAUCAAUCCGGUGCUGGUAGGAUUUGGUCAAGUCAUCUGCACCCCAAGGGGUCGAAGAUGCGAUGUUUGUUCUCUUGCCUCCAAGAAGCUCUGCAACAAUAUUGAUAGAGGCAUCAUCAGUAAAAGUCGUCGUGAGAAGGAAUCCGCAGCAUUGAGGGGCGUCGCCGUUAAAGAGAGGAAAAUUAGAGGAGAUAUCUCCCAGAUACUAGACAUUGAAGAUCUCGCAUAA